GGCUUGGGACUUUUGUGCAAUAUAAAUACAAGUCAUCGUUAUAAGAUUAUUUAUUAUACAUGAAUCUCACGAAAUUGUCAUUGUCAGGAGUAAUUUUGAAACGAUUAUUUAUCAUAAACAAUUGCAAAAUAACGGGGAAUAAUGUCAAAACUUUCGCGUGUGCCUUUAAUUGCUAUAUCAAGUGAAACAACACAUUUAAUUUCUAUUCUAUUAAAUCCACCCAAAGUCAUUCCAUCGAGUAACGGAUUACUUAGAGACUGGAGAGGAUUUGCACAAGUAUGUGCUGUGGGAGGCGAAAUUUUGCCUGCCAUCGCUGCAGAUUCGGAUCCGACUUAUCGCAUUUUGAGUAUUGUACAAAAAAGAUCUCAAGACUUUACGUUGCAACAUUUGAAAGAUGCAUUGGAGCACAUUGAAAGAUGGGAUAUCGUCGAUGAUUCUCAACCAUACUUAGAUAAAGAUGCAAAUCUAUAUCUUGAAAGAUUACAAAAAUCUGAAAGCACAGCGGAAGAGAAUAAUUUUAUUAUAGAUUCAGAAAUACUGACCCUAGAUGAUCAAUUCAGAAUAGAACGAGGGCAAAAAAAACAACAUUACGAUGCAUUUCUUUUAUACGCUGACGAAGAUAUUGAUUUUGUAAACGAGGUAGUUGAAAAUUUAGAGAGAAAAAAUAAUUUAAAGCUUUGUUUGAAAGAAAGAGACUUGAUUGCUGGAGUGACAUUUGAGCACGAAGCCAUAAUGAGGUUAAUAUCGGAACGUUGCAACAGACUCAUUACUAUUUUAAGUCCCGACUUUCUAAAGAGCCCUGCAAAUAAAUUCUUUUUGAAUUUUGCACAAGCUACCGGAAUAGAUAAAAGACAAGAAAGAAAAAUUAUCCCAUGUAUUUAUAAGAGUUGUGAACUGCCACCGCAGUUAACAUAUUUUUCUAAAAUUUAUUACAAGAAAUUUUCAUCUGAAUUUUUCUGGGAUAAGCUUAUUCGUUCAAUGAAAACCGUAAUAGAUGUUUCAAAGAUUGAAAGCCCCGUUGAGAUAGUCCAUGAAAUUUCUGCACUAAAAGAUGUAAACAGUAAUGGUUUAACUUUAAAUGAAUCUAACGAAGAUGACAAUACGAAAGAAAACUCAUCCGAAAGAACAUCAAAAUUAAUAAAAUCCAAUUAUCCAACAAUUUCAAAAGCUAAGUCAAAUCAAGUGUCUAGUCAAGGUGAAGUACCUACAACAUCGGAAUCCGUUCCUCCUCUUCCGUCGCUUGAUAAAUUAGAUUCUUUAGAAAAUUUCGAAAGUUGCACAAACACAACAAAACAAAAUAGUAAAAAGAAAAAGUUCAUGAGCAAAUACGUGAAAAAAGUACAAUCACUACUUCCAAAAUCUUAAAUCACGUUGCUUUCAUUUUUUAUGAAUU
Messenger RNA from Ceratosolen solmsi marchali, 1393 nucleotides. RefSeq names its product myeloid differentiation primary response protein MyD88 (gene Myd88). Gene Ontology annotation, cellular component: plasma membrane. The transcript has 6 exons. The record is from RefSeq and is a predicted model, not a curated record. Gene Ontology annotation, biological process: positive regulation of canonical NF-kappaB signal transduction; defense response to Gram-positive bacterium; Toll signaling pathway. Gene Ontology annotation, molecular function: TIR domain binding; Toll-like receptor binding. Bases 142 to 1365 code for a protein of 407 amino acids. NCBI's taxonomy places the organism in Eukaryota, Metazoa, Arthropoda, Insecta, Hymenoptera, Agaonidae.